AUGACACCUGAGUCACGUGUUCUGUCUUAACUUGCCAAAACGGAACCAGGUAAAGUUGCGACACCUGUCGUACCGACAUAAUGGAUUAAACCGGAAAAGAAGCUUCAUUCACAGAAUGAUUCUGUAGUGGUCCCCAAAUUCCAGAAAAUCAAACAAGUGAUGUAAAAAGGAAUUAUUCAGAAACAAUAUUGAGUAAUGUAACGUGUGACAAGAUGAACAGUUUUAAGUUUUAAGCUUUGGAUAAAAUGUUUCGACACACAUUGGAUGUUAUUGUACCCUUUAAAAAUAAUUAGCUUUAUGCAAUAUGGAGAGAUGUGGAUAAUGAUUCCCAAAUUUAGUCUUGGAAUAUAAGGAACGAUUUUUCAAUAUAACCUUUUGUGGAUUUGAAACAAAUAGAAUUUCAAAAUGUCAGAGCACAACGAUUUAGUGUUGGAAAUUGCAAUGGUGGAGAAAAUGAGUACGCAGGAGCGACUCAAACAUGCAAAGAAAAGACGGAGUCAACAACUGAAAAAAUUUGCAAAUUAUGAAAAACAGGUGGAUAAAGAAUUUGCUAAAAAGGUUAAAAAAGGAACAGGAAAAAAACGUCGUCCUCGAGUGAAGUUUCGUGGAAAUAUUAUGCUUUUAGAAUCAGCAGCAAGAGGGGACAUUGAAGAUGUACGAAAAUUACUAAAUCAGGGUGUUAAUCCAGAUGUAACUAACGAAGAUGGUUUAACGGCUCUUCAUCAGGCUUGUAUUGAUGACAAUGAAGAAAUGUUAAAACUUUUACUGGAAUAUGGUGCCAAUGUGAAUGCGAGAGACAGUGAACUUUGGACUCCACUCCACGCUGCUGCUACGUGUGGACAUUCCCACCUUUGUAAACAUCUCAUUUCUAAGGGAGCAGAACUAUUAGCAGUAAAUGCUGAUGGUAACAUGCCAUAUGAUAUCUGUGAAGAUGAAGUUACUCUGGACUAUAUUGAAACAGAGAUGGCCAAAGUUGGAAUAACUCAGGAAGAAAUAGACGAGAGAAGGUUGAUACCAGAGAGAAAUAUGUUAAAUGAUGUGUCUCGUUUAGCCAAGACAGGUGGGCCCCUGGAUGAGAGGGGCACUGAUGGUGCUACUUUACUUCAUAUAGCAGCUGCUAAUGGUUACAUGCAAGUGGCUGAGUUUUUACUUGACCAUCAUGUUUCUGUUGAUAAAAGAGACAGUGAUUCCUAUCAGCCAAUCCAUGCAGCAGCUUUCUGGUGCCAGCAAGAUGUUUUAGAACUAUUAGUUAAAAAUGGUGCAGACAUUGAUGCCAAAACACGAAAUGGAGAAACACCUUUUGAUUUGUGUGAGGAUCCUGAAAUGAAACAGAAGAUUUUAGACUUAAAAGAUGACCUAGAAAAUAAAAAGGCCAGUCGGUCGUCUGGUAGUACUAAACGUGGUACUAAACAUCAAACCUCACGAUCGAGUGGGUCUUCUAACCUAGGUAGUUCGAGCACGAUGUAUAGCUCCACUAGUUCAUUGAACGAGCCUCGGUCUCACGGUCUCCAUCACAGGCAUUCUUCGGAUCAUUCCCAUAGUGCCUCGAUCAGAAGGAGUAGUAUGAGAGGAGAGAAGAGUCAGCUGUUUAUGAAGGAAGCUAAAGAAGAAGCUAUGCAUUUUGGUUGGGGAAAAAAUGAUUUGGAUGAGGAGGAUAAAGAGAAUUCACAUAGCACAAAUAUCGAUGAUGUUGAGUUGAUUAUUGAUGACGAAGUUGACAAAAAUCGUCAUAGGAGUGAACAUCAUGAAGAAAGUCAUCAUGAAGAAAAACGUCAACAAGAAAGACAUCAUGACGAAAAACGUCAACAACAAGAAAAACCUACCAUCAUACGACAGGAAAUCAAGAGGGAAGACAGUGAACGGAGCUCGCGGAGUGGUGGAGGAAAUGACGUCUCUCGACGAACCUCCUUCAAUAAACGAAAUCAAAAACCUGACAUUCCACAGAACAGGGACCAGUCCAUCCCAGACAAACCUUACGAACUCAAUCAUGAUGACUCUCAUCGGUCUCAGAACUACGAUCAUGAAAAUUCAUCAACAAACUUACCAAAUGUAAACUCUGGUUCAUCUUCCUCACUUACAUCUAACAGAUACCCUUCAGGGACACCAUCAUUGAAUUUAUCAGAACUGAAAAAACAUAGGUCUGAGAGUCGAAGCCGAGAGAAUAGUGUGACCGCUGUGGACAGUGCUGUACAAGACAUGUUCUUAAGUUCUCUUAACAACAGAAAUAAAUACAGCUCAUCACCUUCACAAAGUAAAGAUCAACAUCAACAUUCCAAAAACAAUGGACAUAAUAAUAAUACGCCAUACUUUCCUAAUGAAAGUAUGAAGAAAUUCAAAGCUCCUGGAGGUGCUCCUGUAGUAGGAGGAGAAGAGAAAGAUGGAUGUUGUAGUAUCCUGUGAUAUAAUUAGAUAUUUUAGGGUAUUAAUUUUUAAACAUUUUAUAUAAUGUAAUAUUGCUAUAAUGUAUGGAGUAUUAGACCAAAAAAGGAAAGUUAACCGUAUUCAGUUUAUUUAAAGGAUGAAUGUACAUGGCAAGUUAUAUUUUUUUUUUACUUUUUUCAUAUAAAAGGUUGAAAUAAUAUACAUUGUACUUUAAAGUUACUUAAUUUACAACAUGCAUGUAAUUUUAUGCAGUCUUCUGUUCAGAGGUUGAUGCAUGGUAUGUUUCUAUAGGUGUCAAUUAAAACAUUGAAAUAAUGUAUUAAAAGUGCUAGGUAUAUUUUAUUUAACAUGGUUCUUAAUAUAAUAGCUUAGAUUUCUCAUAAUAUUUCUGGUAAGAUUAGUUGUACUGAAGUAGAUAUUCAAAGAAGUGUUACAAUUACUUGGAAUUAAAUUUUAUACAAUGUAGAAAUUUAUAGGGAGGAUUAUAUAAGUAUUAAUUUCUGAGAAUAUAGAUUAUAUAAUUACAGUUUAACUUAAGAUAAAUGCCAAUACGUCGUUGUAUUUCAUGAACAUUGAAAUAAUGUCUUAGAAUAAAAAUAUCUAUUGGUGUAAAUAUAUGUUUUAUUUCUGGAUUUCUAUACUUCUAUAUUUUUCAAGUAAGCAUAGUAGUAUAGUUUAGUUUGAUAAUUUAGAGACAUUCCGUAACAGUAACUAAUAAAGGAAUAUAAAGCUUUUUAUACACUAAUGUUAUAUACUCUAGACAGGGUGUGCUUUUUUGGAACCUUUUGAAUAUCAUGAAAAGAAUUAAAUAGAAUUACAAAUAUAUUUGCAUUUUAUGUGGGCUAGUUUUGUUAAGUCUGUGAGAUAUCUAUCAAGAUUCCUAGAUAAAAUCAAUCUCUACUAUUAAAAGGAAGCAAGAGCUGUGAAAGAAAAUUAUCUCCCCUUAUUGUAUGAAAAUUAUCUCCCUUAUCUUUAAUAUUUUAUCGAUUAAAAAAAAGUGUUCUGUCUUUCUUUCUAUUCUCCCAUUAUUCUAAUAAAGGUCUUUUUUCAAAUACUAAUGCAAAUGUAUUCUAGGUGCAAUAUUUAACUAUUUUGAAAUCUAUAAUUGAUCCAUUGUAUACAUUAAAAGAAAACUAUGUUUUAUAAAUACAAUGAAACACUGACUAUGUUUUCUUAUUAAUACAGAUGUAUUUAUUUCUUAAAGAUUAGGUUAUAGUGCAUAAGUAUUAAUACAUUUACAUCAAGAUUUUUUUGUUUUGUUUUGUACUAGUUUUUUGUUAGAUGAACACAUAUAAACAUAUAUAUAUAUAAGUUGCAGUGCUUCUUUAUAUACCCAAUCAUUUUUAUAAAAAUUGAAUUUAUUUGUUUGUCAAGCCUUGUUAUAUUUUGUGCAUGUGAAUGAUGUGUUCUGUUCUGUAUGAUCCUCCAUUAUAUUUUCAAAGUUUUUCAGUAACUAAAAUGAUCAUGAGUUUCUUUGAUGCCUUUUUUGGCAUGCAUGGAAUAGGACAUGCCUUUUCUUUAAAAUGUCACAGUUGAGAGCAAAAUUACUACUACUGUAUAUUUAACUAUAAAACUUAACAAAUCAUUUAAAAAAAAAUAUGAUCUAAAACAGUUCAGAUUAAAAAAAAAGUAUUCAGAUAAUUUCAUUGUAUCUUGCUGCUUAGGAAUAAGUUACUGUAAAAUCUCCGAUAAAAAUUCAAAAUUAAAGAAAGUCCUUUUGAACUGUAAUAUGUACAUAAAUCAGUCAAAUUAAAAACAAACAUUCCAUGCUUACUUAAACCUCAUAAAAAUAGGGCUUAAACAAUUUUUACAUGUGUGUAUGUAGGUGUGUGUGCUCAGUUUAUUUUACAUGAUUUUCAUUGUCUGAUUUGUAUACCUCAUACACUUAUUAAUUUUGCUAUAUAUUGUGCAAUGGUCCAUGUAUAUCUUUAAAUAAGUCAUCCAGUUUCAUUUGUGUAACAAGUAGAUGAUAGUCAAAGCUCUGACACAGCCUGUAAACACCUGAUGCAAAAUAGCUUAAUUAUCUCCCUUUAAAAGUAAACUGUUUAAUUUAAGAACAUUCAGCUCAAGUGAAACUGUUCAAUUAUAAUUUUGAAUUAAUUUUUAUAAACAGCUAGGGUUCAAAAAGUAUUGAUGAAUGAGAAACUCUAAAACAAUCUUAUUUUUUUACACUUCGAUAACAUUUUGUUUGUUACCUGGUUUGAUUUGGAAUGAAUGUCUUUGUCACAUAUACAAAAACCCUAUUGGAAAUUUACCUAUCGGGAAACUAGUUAUGGGCAAUAGUUUCCACUGUUUAUUAUUCCAUGAAGAUUUCACCAUUUGCAAAUUACAUGGUUUUUUUUCAAUUUGAGUAAUUAAAAGUAAACAUAAAGAUAGGAUAAUCGAUUUAUAACUUAUCUAUUUUUGAAAACUGUAUCCCCAAAAGCAUUUAAGUCAAACUGAAUUCAGUAGAAAACAGAUUUGUUACACUAUUACUUCUCUUGAAUGUGUUAUACAAAUUAAUCAUUCCAAUAUUUGUUUUGCUCACAUGUUCAAACAUUCAUUUGUUUUUCAUGAAUUACAAGAAUAAUGUGCAUUCACUACCUAAGCAGGAAGUAAUUUACUUAAAUAUAAAUAGGUAGGACAAAUUGACAGUUAUAAAUGAAUUAUAAAAAUAGGUAAGGUCAAAUCAAUUAUUCCAUCUGUCCUCAGGUAGUUGAUGCAUUUAGUUGACACACCAUCAAAUUAAUGAACUUUCAGAACAAACAGAAUUUAUAACACAGAUUGUAUAAAUAAGGGUUGUUUAUCAUAUCCAGGGUGUAAGACAGACUUUGUAGUAUACUUGGUUUUGAAUUUCUAAUUAAGCUGAAAAUAUAAAUUUAAAUAUAUUCUACACUGUUUAUAUUUAUUAAAGUGAUGAAUUUUUUCAAGAUUGAUGUCAUGAUGACCAGAAUGUUAAAACAUGAAGAUUUUUUAUUUUUACCUCAAAUAAAAAAAAAUCAUGUGAUGAAAGACAACCAAAAUAACUUGACAAGCAUUUUCUAAUGUAUCUGUAAUCAUCCCAUAUAUUGAUAACUCUUCAUUUCCAUUAUCAUUAUGAUAUACAAUGUUUUUUUACCAUUAAAAUGAUAGUUAUUAUAAUUAAUUAAAUCAUAUUUUCCAUUUUCAAUAUAAUCAGUUCAUUGAUUUAGUGAAGGCUUCCAUUUGAACCUCCCUGGUUAUUAGAAUAAGAAGAAUGCACAGAAUAGGGGGGUUCAAUUUGAAGUCUGGUCUUGAUUUUCAUGCAGAAAUAGAUUGUUUUAAGGAUUGCUUAUUUAUUGAAGAAGAAAUGUAAAACACCUUUCUUUGUUUGUAAGGUUGUCAAGUACAUAAUAAUAUACAAUAUUUUGUACAUUUUUUUAAUUUGUAAAUUUUAUUUUUUAAAGUAAACAUUGCUCACAUAUUUGUUAAGUAUGAUGUUACAAUGAUGUAUGUUAUCACCUUGAAAGGGAGAAUGGCACAACCUGAACAAAAUAUUAUAUACUGAAAAUUUC
This is a messenger RNA of Mytilus trossulus (common blue mussel), 5894 nucleotides long. RefSeq names its product protein phosphatase 1 regulatory subunit 16A-like. Gene Ontology annotation, cellular component: cytoplasm. The transcript has 14 exons. The record is from RefSeq and is a predicted model, not a curated record. Lineage: Eukaryota; Metazoa; Mollusca; Bivalvia; Mytilida; Mytilidae. Bases 406 to 2400 code for a protein of 664 amino acids. Gene Ontology annotation, molecular function: myosin phosphatase regulator activity; enzyme inhibitor activity; protein binding.